Messenger RNA from Schistosoma rodhaini, 1998 nucleotides. Lineage: Eukaryota; Metazoa; Platyhelminthes; Trematoda; Strigeidida; Schistosomatidae. The record is from the annotation of a GenBank genome assembly.
AUGGAUAUUUUUGAAUUUUAUGCUGUCGUUUUUGUGAUCGUUGUGUUGUAUACAUCUUUUCAUAAAUUGAAGCGGAUUUUACAUAAAAGUUUACGAAGGAGUCAUAGUAUUAGUGCUGAGUGCGAACCACAACGUUCUAAUCAUGAAGACCUUCUAGCAUUGAUGAAUCGAAGCAGUACCAAAGUGUCUAUCUUUUACGGAUCGCAGACAGGGACUGCUAAAAAAUUCGCGAUUAAUCUUGGUCAUCAUCUUCACAACUGUGGCGUACGUAACUUGGUGAUGGAUUUGAGACAAACAAACAUGGAAAUAUUAGUAAAUUUGUCUAUGCUGGACAAUUGCGUAGCAUUAUUCGUUGUUGCAACUUAUGGUGAAGGUGAACCAACAGAUAGUGCUCGACAAUUUAUGGAUAAUCUAAAGAAUUCUUACCAGAAGUUGGAUAACCUACGUUUUGCGGUUUUCGGGUUGGGCAACAGUAUGUAUACGUAUUUCAAUGCUGUCGGAAAGUCAAUUGACCGUUUGCUUAUUCAACAUGGAGGUAAACGUUUACAAACAUUGACUUUGGGAGAUGAAGUGAAUGAAUUAGAAUCUACGUUUUUGAAUUGGAGGAGUCACUUAACUUCGUUAUUGAUCGAAUUUUUUUAUCUAAAUGACCAUGAUAGAAAUUACUUAAAUAAGCAAUAUAAACGAAUGUACUCUUUAAAACGUUUUAACUGGAAUGUCCCACUUGUUUCACACUUUGUGAAUAUGUUUAUAAAUAAGGCUCACGUUAAGGAAACGUUACCAUAUGAAAACGACAAUUAUUUCUAUGCUUCUGUCGCUGUUAAUCAAGAAUUGUAUCAUAAAAGUUCACGUUCUUGUCGCCAUAUUGAAUUGGAUGUGUCUGCUUCUCAACUUAGAUAUAAAACUGGUGAUCAUAUUGCAAUAUUUGCAUCAAAUCCUUUAGAUCUUGUCGAAAAAAUUGGGGAUCUCCUAAACAUUGAUUUGAAUGAAAUGAUUAGUUUAGAUGCUGUUGAUCCUUAUAAUUUAACAAAGCAUCCUUUCCCCUGCCCAUGUACCUAUCGUCAUGCAUUUAUGCACUUUGUUGAUAUUACUGGACCUCCUGGAAAGAGUUUAUUAUCCGCAUGUUUAGAUUCAAUCACGAAUUCUAAAGAAUCACAGUUUGUUCAGCUUCUUAUUUCUGAUAGUGAAGAUGGAAAAAAAUUAUACUCCAAGUGGAUUUUAGAAGAUCAUCGUGGACUAGUCGAUGUGUUACAAGACUUGAAAUCAUUUCGACCACCAGCUGAUCUUUUGUUGGAGUUGUUGAACCCUCUAAAACCAAGAUUGUACAGUAUAUCAUCGUCUUCAUUAGUUCAUACAAAUCGAAUACAUAUAACUGCUGUUAUAGUAAAAUACGAAACAAACUCAGGACGAAUAUUCAAAGGACUAGCUUCUAACUGGCUGAAAUCGUUGCAGCCAACAAACAAUCAGCGACACUUGAAAAUACCUGUCGCGAUUCAUACCAGUAAUUUUAACUUGCCGCGGAGUCGUACAAUCCCAGUCAUUAUGGUAGCUUCUGGCACAGGACUGGCUCCGUUCCGUGCAUUUAUCCAAGAGCGCUUAAAGAUGGCUCACGAUAAAGUUGGCAAGACUGGACAGAUGGUGUUAUUUUUCGGUUGCCGGCAUGAAAAUGAAGAUUUUAUUUAUUCAGACGAAUUAAAACAAGCCUGCUCUACUGGCCUACUUGAAAUGUUUACCGCUUUCUCACGUGACUGUCUUGAUGGUAAUAAAGUUUAUGUUCAGCAUAAGGUGCUUGAGAUGGGUAACAUGGUGUGGAAACUUUUAGAUGAAUGUUAUGCGUACAUUUAUGUAUGUGGGGAUACCGCUGGUAUGGUGCGUGACGUCCAUUUGUGUUUAAUCGAAUUAUUAGUACAACGGUCCAACUUAACAAGAGAAGCAGCAACCAGUUAUGUACUGAACCUACGAAAGCAAGGACGAUAUCGUACCGAUGUAUGGAAGUAA